Molecule: messenger RNA, 6242 nt
Organism: Anguilla anguilla (European eel)
Lineage: Eukaryota; Metazoa; Chordata; Actinopteri; Anguilliformes; Anguillidae
Gene: lca5
Product: lebercilin LCA5
Exons: 8
Coding region: 468-2702 (744 amino acids)
Biological process (GO): intraciliary transport
Cellular component (GO): axoneme
Source: RefSeq, a predicted model, not a curated record
AGCUUCUGUCAAUCUCUGAUCUGCUGCUGUGCUGGGGAUCUUGCCAUUUACUCGGGCAACAAGUGGUUAACACACGGAUCACUUGAGGUUGCCAUGGCAGGGCGUCGAUCGACCGAGGCUCAAUACUAGGCGUGGAUUGUGGAAAUACAUCAUAAAGUGUCCCUCUUCUCGGUUAAGAGACUGUUUUUUCUAGCUGGUGUAACAGAUCCAUCACACGAAGAGGCAAAUCCGAAAUAACUGGCACGAAAACGGGACAAGGCACCAUCCCGCGAGCCUAAUCCGAAGGCAGAAGGAGUACUUGCUGGCUUGCUGACCAAGCUUGCUAGUUAGCUAGCAACAGAAGCCAUUUUCCUUGCAUCACAACAUUAACGGUAGCUAAGAUCAGCGACCUGAAGUGGGUUACAUGGAAGUGCUUUACAUAUCUUAAAAAGGUUUCCUCCUCAUUGGACCCUGCAAACGGAGGCAUCAUGGAUCCCCAGAGCAUUCACCCGGCCUACGAGGACAACAGGGAGGCGGAGAGGAGCCGACAGUCCCGGAGGAGCUCGGGGAAGUGCUCGGAGCUCUCCCUGAAAAGCAAGUCGGACAAGAACAGGGAGGCCGACCGGGGUCACGAGGACAGCGUAGCUGGCGACCGUGCGAGGACCAGGACGCGAGACCCCGACCGCGACCGCGUGUCGGACUGCGAGAAGGACAGCGAACGCUACUACUCGGACGAGUACGAGUCCCCGUCCGACCGGUCCCGCUCGCUCUCGCCCUGCUCCCCGUCCCCGUCUCCCAGCUCCCGAAAAACCGGGCGGGCCAACCACGUCUCCACCAGGAGGGGUCUACAUAGGAAAGGCUUACAGAGAGCGGGCUCCAAGCAGCCCCGCCCCGGCGUGGGCUCCCAGACCAAAGGUUCCUCCCCCAAGGACCUGGACCUGGUGACCAAGCGCGUGCUGUCGGCGCGGCUCCUCAAGAUCAACGAGCAGCGCAACGAGCUGUCGUCGCUGCAGCAGCGGCUGGAGCAGCUGCAGCGGGAGAACCGGGUGCUGCGGCAGCUGCAGCACCGCCAGGAGAGGGCGCUGCACCGCUUCGAGGACACGGAGAGCGAGGUCGCGCAGCUCAUCUCGCGGCACAACGCCGAGACGCACGUGCUGCGCGAGCGGCUGCGGCGGACGCAGGAGCGCGAGCGGGCCGCCGACCGGCGCCUGCGCGACGCCGACGAGGAGCUGCGCCGCUGCCGCGCCGCGCUGCAGAAGCUGCGGCGCCUCGCCGACGACCGCCAGCUCGGCGAGAGGGAGGAGCUCGCCCGCAAGCUGGCGCAGGCGGAGGAACGCAUGCAGGAGGACGAGCGCCGGAUAAAGGAGCUGGAGAGGAACAUGGAGCUGAGCACCGGAAGCUUCCAGAGACAGGUGACCGCUGAGAGGAGGAAGACCCACGAGGUCCAGGAGGAGGUGCGGAACCUCCGGGAGGAGCUGGAGCGCCUGACCCAAAAACUCAAGGAGAAGGAGAGGGAACUGAACACCAGGAACAUCUACGCCAACCGAAUGGUGAAGGGAACGCCCAGAAAAGACACGGACAGCGGCGUGAAGAGGAAAGGUCCCGGGAUCGAGGGUUCCUCCAGGUGCGCCAGCAAAGGGGUGCAGACGGAGGAGCACCCGGCGCCCCCGGACUUCCCCACGCCCCCCCCGGCCGUGGCCGACGCCCCCGAGCACCCGAGAGACGGCGGCUACUUUUCCCUGAAGGAGCAGCGGGAGGACGAGAGGGCGCUCGGGGUCACGGAGGACGAGCGUCGGUCAGCGGAGAGGGAGAGAGAGAGGGGAGGGAAGCGUCAGGGGCUCCAGGCACGGCCAGAGCUGCUUGAGGAGGAAGAGGAGAUAAAGGAUGGUGGGUGUGGCCUGAAGGAGGAGGGCAGGAGUGGGCGGAGCCCCGGCCUGUUCCAGGUGCAGCGGGACCCGGAGGAGAAGGAGGAGGAGGAGAAGAGUCGGCCGGCCAAUCGGAACCCGAGCCCGGAGGAGCAGCGCAGGAAGGAGCAGCUCCUGGCCAGGAUGCGGGAGAUCGACCGGGAGGCCCGGCGCGCCGGCGUGGCCGAGAGCGAGGCGGCGGGGUCCCUCCCCGAGCCCAAAAGCCAGCGCCCCUCCGGCCCGUCUUUCCCCGAGCCCGUGCAGAACCUGCACAGGGGCCUCCCGUCCCAGGACGGCUCCGCCCCCCAGGGGAGGCCCUCCCACUCGGGCCGAAGGGGCCUCAACCCCCAGGGCGCCGUGGACGACCUGUCCUUCGGCAGCUACGCGCCCUCCUUCGGCCAGCCCGCGGGACGGGCGGGCGUCCCGGCGCAGCGGGGCGGAGGCGGAGGCGGGGCCGGGGGCGCGGCCGAGCCCGGGGGCGGGGCUGAGGAGAAGCCCAGGGAGGAACCGGACCUGACCAAGGAGAAGAAGUCCAACCUGAUGCAGCAGCUCUUCGGCUCUGCUGCCAACGGCAACGGCAACGGCAACGGCGAGGCGUCUAGGAUGGAGGUCCUGAGCCCCCCGGCCGCCCGCAAGGCCGCGCACCCCAACGGCGGCCCCUUCCCCUGGGAAGCCGCCAAGAAGCGGGAGGGCCUCUACUCCUUCGAGGAGACCCCGCCCGCCCGCCGGGGCAAGAGCCUCCUGCAGGUGGCGGAGAGCAGACCGGCCGUCAGGGCCAUCGGCUCCUUCGACGAGGACAUCGAGGAGGUCACCCUCUGAACUCUCUCAGUCAGUCGUGUUUUCCCUGCUUCCCGAGCACUUACGUUUUACACACGCGGGCCUGAGUGUCUGUGGGAAUUUAUUAUGAAGCUGUUUAACCCUUUAAGGUGUGAGAGCCCAAGUACAGUAUGUGUGAUUAGGAUGUUCUGAACUGAACAUUCUAAUGCUGAUGUCACAAUCACUGCUGGUAACUGAAAGCAACAAUGUUCUAGAACACUGACUUGGAAUUUUUGAAAAAGCAUAAAAGGCACUAGGAAGGGUUAACUGUCUUUGCAGACAGAAAAAAAAAUAAGGGAUCCUUUUUCUGUGCCCCUGAAAGCACUGAGCCACAUAAAUGGAGUAACCGUAGGGUAGUAAUUCUGCAAAAAUAAAUAAUUAUAUAUGAAGUCUCUCCUGCAGAAGAUUAAAAAGGCAUAGGCCUUUUUUAAAAAAUAUUUACCUGGAAGGCUUCAAGUAUGUUGUGGAAUAUUUAAUAAUAUUUUUAUAGGUACAGUACAUACAGAACUGUAUAGAUUUUUAGACAAAUUAUUUUACAUAAAGCCUACUACAAACAAAGGAAUGUUCAACGUGAAUCAAAGAAAGUAAACACUAAUCCUUAUAAUGUAGUAGUUCAGGGGUGACCAAGUCUGAAAUCUGCACGUUCUCUUGCCUUCGUGCUACCAAUCAUCGUUUUGUUGGCUGUCAGAGACAGAGAAAUCGUGACUCUACAGCCUACGGAAUUACGUCAGGCGUGAUGAUGUUUAUUAGGGAGCUGCAGAAUUUCAAAUUCGAGCUUUUGCUCUCCCCGUAAAAUACCAGUAUGUGGUUCAUGCAGGCUGGAACUGUCCAAUCGGGUUGAGGGGCAGGGCCUACAGAAAUGACUAGUAGUCUUAGUCAGUCAGACUUCUGCUCUUAUUUAUGUUUCAGUUCUCAAACCACGUUCAUUCCACUGGUACUUCCCUGGGUGUUUGAGCCAUACCAGAAUUUGGUAGCCCCAGACGUCUGGACCAACUACUUCUACAGCCGUCACCCACCCCCUGGUACAGUAGUUGCGCUACAGUAAUUACUGCACACAAGGUGUUUCCAUUAAAUUUAGCCCUGGGCUUAUAUAUUAAUGUAAGUACUCUUUUUCAGACUUAAAUGGGUCUCGGUCGUACUCUAGAUGACGAUUCAGGUGUUCUCGGACUAGAUAAAAUGUACUGUAUUCGCCUUUAGCCCGGAAGAUCACGAGUGCCCUCUUACACAUGAAGUUUUUACUCAGGUGGGCAUGGAUGUGAGAUAAUUAACUGAGCCUAGUAGUUAAAAUGAAGAUUUUGCUGCACAUGACAACCAAUACCAAGUCUUUCCAUAAAUGUUACCCUAGUUACCCUGCACAGUGCACAUUUGUGUUUGGGGAACACGGAGACCUUGUUUGUGUUUUAUUGAUACUGUAAUGUGCUGAUUUCAGGAACUGUUGAGUAAGGUUUUUUUUUUUUUUAAUGUGAUCAACAAUUAAUAAUUUUGAAAUUGUGAAAGAACUGAAAGUCAGAGAAAAAAUUGCGUAAAAGUGGAAGAUGGUGUUUUUUUUCCAGUUUCUACCAGUUUCAUACUUUGCGUACAAUCCCGUGUGACUAAAUACAUUUCAGUUUAAAAAAAUAAUUUUGUACUUUUGUACAUGUGUAAGAAAAUAUUUUGAAAAGCACUAGCAAGACAUAUCAACACUGUACAAGGCCCAUAGUAAUUCUGUGAACUACAGUGAGUGAAAGCUGUAUUCAGAUUGAUUUAUAUGACACUAAAAUUGAUUUAAAGAGGAUUUUGCCUACAGGCAGUAAUGCAGUCCUAAAUUAAAUUAAAUAUUUUCAUAAUCUCGAGUGCAUUUCACCAAAGGAUACACAGGCCUGUUCAAUAUAACAUCAGUUUACUCGUAUCAUUUCAUAUAUAUGUCUAAAUAGAGCAUGAAAUGAAUUUGGAGUUCAUUUUUUGGUUGAAAAAUAUGCCCUUGGGAAACUAUUAAUCUCAAAAGCAGAGGUGGAAAGUCAAAAUUGCAAGUAGAAGUCCUGCCGUGUGUUUCUUCCACCCCUGAGCCGGUUUCAGUUCUGCCUCCUGGCUGAAGAAGUGUGAUAAUUAGCACAUCCAGGGGAUCGGAACAAACGUACUGGGGAGGACCAAUGCGCAAACGCUUCAUAGGGCCAAUUAAAAACUUUCCCUGGGUUUCCCUAUCUCCACUUGGUGCCUUGCCAGGCUAGCAGCCUUGCUUUUGUCUCUGAAGGGACCGUGUGAUGUCUGGUGUACAUGAUUGUUUUAUAUAUAUUUUCAUCACAUUGUAUUAAAACAAGACCAGGUCAAAACCUAGUAUAUAUGGCUGGACCGGCCAACCAAUGGUGUAACUUCACAACUCGGCCGACCAAUGGUGUAACUUCAUCACUCACUCAGUCACUCAGUCAGUCACAGACAUUCGCGUUUAUAGGGCUGGCCCCGCUGUUGCGGUCCAGCCAAAAAUAUGUUUGUGUGUAUAUUUCAAAGACAUAUGAUAGUUUCUCUCAUCACUGGGGGUUGAAUAAUUGUUUGUAUUUAGAUGCAUAACAUGUACUUUGAUAAAAUUAUGUCAAUACACAAUUUACUUUAAAAAUCUGAAUGCAUGAUCAAAACCAAUCGGUCUUAGACAGCUAAUAGAACUACACAAAAUGAAUUCAUUGAUCCCCAGCCCUAUUGAUUUCCACUGUUAUUGUCAUUGCAUCAUCUUUGAGUUUUGAUUCUGUCAGCAAAAACCAAAGCUUUUGUCUUUUCCUCCUCUUCCUUGAAAAUAGUUAAUAAGGGAAGAACAAAUUAUGUUGUUUCAUGCGAUUCAAUUAAACUCACACAAUCGUGACUGUUUGUAACGGUAACUCUGAGAAAGACUGUUUGCCUGUGCAAGACUUCCUGUUGCCAAAGCCUGUUUUUAUUUCAAAUGUAGGGUUGUGUUGGAUGUGUGUAUUUCUACCAGUAAUAUCAUCAUGUUCUGCCAAAAAGAAUGUGAAUAUUCUAAUAGACACCAUCAUGUAUCAUCAUCUGUAUAGUUGAACGAUGGUGCCGCAUUAAUGUGAGCUGACUUAACACCUUUUUAAGAGUUCCACCUUUUACCCAGACAAUCGCUGUAACCAAGCAUAGCAAAUAUCACUGCACAUGCUAUGAAGAACAAGUCUUAUCAAGCGCUUCAUAAACGUAAGAAUGGUAUCAGAUGCUAUAGGUGUAGACAGGUGGAGCAUAGAUCACAUGGAUUAUGUGUGUUUAACAGAAAUCUUAUAUACUCUGUGUUGUCUCAUCCCCAUUUAAUUUGUUUUUUUAAGCCAUGUUGGGAGUGUCUUUUCCCUCACAACGUAACACCUGAAUUAUACCUUUAUGAAUAUUUUCUGUAAACGUUUGGAUACCCCCCCACACACAUACACUCGCACACAAACAAGGUUUCAGCUACCAACAUUGUUUUAAGACCAAUAUUUAUUUUGUAUAUUUGUGUCAGUUAAUGUGUUUUAUAUCUGUACUGAGAAGAGAAAUAUAUGAUAAAAGGUGAUUUUAAAAAUAAAAGUUUCUAUGGCUACACAUGGA